Messenger RNA from Xiphophorus maculatus (southern platyfish), 2308 nucleotides. It is a transcript of the gene clu, whose product is annotated as clusterin-like. NCBI's taxonomy places the organism in Eukaryota, Metazoa, Chordata, Actinopteri, Cyprinodontiformes, Poeciliidae. The coding region runs from base 172 to 1551 and encodes 459 amino acids. The record is from RefSeq and is a predicted model, not a curated record. The transcript is spliced from 10 exons.
UCUGGAUCACAUGUCUGCACCGUUCCCGUUAUCCACUGGUUGGAUAUAAAUACGGGCUGCAGCGCUGCUGCUGCUGCAGCUUCAGAGGCGGCACAGUCCCAGCAAAACUACCAACACAGGUCUCUCUCUCUCUCUGUCAUUAUAUCCUGCUCCCUCUGAGGGUCAGAGAGGAUGUUGAUGAUGAUGAUGAUGAUGAAGAAGAAGAAGGGGUCCAAAGAGACGCUGGCUCUGUUGGCCCUUUUUCUGGCCUCGGCCAACUGCAUCCUGCCUCCGUCCACCGAGGAACUUAACAAGAUUUCCCUCCAGGGUGAGAAGUUUCUGGAUAAACAGAUUGAAAACGCCAUCGAUGGCGUGAAGGAGAUGAAGACCGUGAUGCAGAAAUCCUCCGAGGACCACAAGAAGUUUUUGGAUGAUCUGGAGAAAACGAAGCUACAGAAAGAGGAGGCGAUCCGUGCAGCUGAGGAGAUGGAGGCCAAGCUGGCGAAGGAGGAGGAGGUUUGCAACGACACCAUGAAGGCUCUGUGGGAAGAGUGCAAGCCCUGCCUGAAGAAGACCUGCGUUAAAUAUUACUCCAGAACCUGCAGCAGCGGAUCCGGACUGGUUGGACGUCAGCUGGAGGAUGUGCUGAACAGAACGUCUCCGUUCUCCAUCUGGAUCAACGGGGAGAGGAUCGACUCUCUGGAGCAGGAGGGCCAGCGGCAGAACAAGGAGUUCAGGAACCUGGAGGAAAAAUACUCAGAGAUGGCAGAUGGAGUGGAUAACAUCUUCUCAGACAGCAUGAAGGUUGCCGAUCACAUCAACCCUCCCGUUUUCUUCUUUCCCAAAUUCCUGGCUCCGGCCGUUCGCCACGCCAGAAGCAUCCACAUGCUUUUCCACGAUCCUUUCCACAACUUCCGGAGCUUGUUCUCUCCCAUGACGGGAAUGGGCCGGAACCUGUUCAGCCCCAUGGACUCCAUGAUGGACCUGGACUCCGACGCCGCCCCAAACGAAGACGGCAGCGUAAACGAGGACGUGAUCAUCACAAGGCCCUUCGGCAACGGCAAGAUGACCUGCAGGGAGAUCCGUCGCAACUCGGCAGGCUGCAUCAAGUUCCGCGACGAAUGCGAGAAAUGCAAAGAGAUCCAGCAUCUGGACUGCUCUGGGAAUAAACCCCUGGAGGGCCCACUGAAGGAGGAGCUGGAGGAGGCGCUGGCGAUGGCCGAGCGCUUCACGCAGCAGUACAACUCCCUCCUGAAGAGGUUCGAGGAGCGCGUGUUCAACACCUCCUCCCUCCUCGACAUGCUUAACAGGCAGUUCGGCUGGGUGUCCGCCCUGGCAAACAACACCAAGGACGGCAUCUUCAGCGUGAAGGGGGUGAUCUCCAAAGGCGACACGGAGGAGAACCGAGGCGGACAGGAUGCCGACACCAAAGUGACCGUGCAAAUGUUUGACUCUCCGCCCAUGACCAUCACCGUGCGCGGCGACAUUCCCUGGACCGACCCGAAGUUCUCCGAGGAGGUGGCUCAGAAAGCGCUGGACCGCUACAAAGCAACCAGCAUUGUCGCUAAAUAAGUUUCAGCUGCAAACGCUCUGAAUCCAUGGAAACACACCUGGAUGCUAACGCUCCGAUCCCAAGCUUCAUCUUCCAGUCCUGCUUUUGCAAAUAAAUGAAUAAAAACAAACAACGUAAAACUUGUAAGGAUUAGUCCUGCUGUAAGAGAAGAUGUUCAGUAGAGAACAGCCAUAUGUUUAUCUGUAGUCCCUCCUACAACCAGGAAGGCCUCGCAUUUUAUGCUAACUAACAAGGCCCAUGCUACAGUAAGUGCUUAGUGCCAAUACUCUGUGUUAUUAGGACAUAAAUUACCAUAUUCACUUCUGCUGUUCAUAUGUUUUAGAGACUUUGUAUGAAUCUGGGGGCUGUUUCACAAAACGCAGGAUAACGGGAGAAAGCUGGGUCCGAUUUCUUAAUCGCCAUUUUACUGCAUUUUGAUGCUAAAUAAUAAGCAAAAAGAGAAUUAGAGAGCACUGGAUGGAAAGAUAGAUUAAAUAUUUUUAAAUAACCAUAUCUGGUGGGUAGUUUAGAGAUGCUGAGUGUGUCACUGCUUUUAUGAAAUUCCAAAGAAUAAAUGAAAAAUCUUAUCUAAUAAAGGUUUUAUGAAAAAGCUCCAGAUCUUCAUUGCUACUGUGCGCAGAUAGGUUUCUAAUAAAGGAUGAAGCGGUUACUUUUGUGAGUUAACUCAGUAAUUUCAAAGUAAAAUUUUAAAGUGAUUUCUUUUCAGCUGCUGUUAAGGUAGCAAUAAAAACAUUUAAUAAAACCUGCUGAAACAUA